Molecule: messenger RNA, 3161 nt
Organism: Gigantopelta aegis
Lineage: Eukaryota; Metazoa; Mollusca; Gastropoda; Neomphalida; Peltospiridae
Product: amyloid protein-binding protein 2-like
Exons: 9
Coding region: 189-2642 (817 amino acids)
Biological process (GO): regulation of apoptotic process; intracellular protein transport
Molecular function (GO): protein binding
Source: RefSeq, a predicted model, not a curated record
CCUCGAUUUCUAAACAGACCUCAGUAAAGCAAAGGGAUAUUCAAAACGGGCAAAAUAAUCAAGACCUCCUUGGAUCCAGAAUUGUUUAUCAAUGGCUGAAUUUCCAAUAAACAUUGCUCGUGUAUACUAGUAAUCACAUAGGUGUACUAACAGUAACUGUGGACUUUUGACGCUUUUCAGUUUUUGAAAUGGCAUAUGAACGACGAGGUACAUAUGUUAUAAAUAGGUAUGUGCAACCACCUUCAGUAUCGGCACCUGUGUCAGGAAUCCAACAACAAAAUAAGAUGCGAUUAAAGGUGAAUCGGAUUGCUUUAAUUCAAGAGAUUAAAGUUGAACACAUUUUGCCUACUUUGUUGGCUGCUGGGGUCGUGAAUAAGGAGGAUGAGGAGAAAAUACAAACUGGGGCCAGUCCAGGAGACAGAGCCCGAAUUCUCAUAGACAUACUACCAACAAAACCUGCCAGUACAGAUUGGUUUAGGUAUUUUCAAGCAUCAUUGAAGAAUCCAGAUGCUGAAGUUGAGGUCAAACAAAGAUACCGUAUGCUUUUAGACUUUUUGGAUAACACUGUCAUUCAUCGGCCAUCAUCUCAAAAUACACAUUUUCGAAGCCCGAGUCAAUCAGAAGAUAUUAAAUAUCCAAAAUAUGAGCCACUUCCAGCUAUUACUGAAAAGAAUCAAGCAGCAACAGUGCCAGAAAACACUGGUUCUGAUAAAGACACAAAUAAUGAUAGUGACCCAGAAAGAGAGUCUAGUGAUGAUCAGCCAGAACUGGACUUAGAAUCUUCAGGCACAAGUUCCAAUAGCCAAACGUCCAUGAAUAUGACAUUAAUUAAAGGAUUCAUCCAUCAGUGGGUCCCAACACCUGACAACUUCAAGUCACUCAUAGUCCUUCCAGAGAGUCACAGGGAGUUGUUGAAGCAGUCAAAAUAUCCUGAAGAUGAUGAACAGCUGCAGGAUGAAAAAAGAGUUUUACAGAAAAUGAAGAAACUAGAAUUUGUUGCUGCUUUGGUGAGGCAGAAGCAGCUUCCAAAUGGAUUUGAGUUGUGCAUGUGUGAAAUGUUACAUGACAUUCUCAGUAAACCAAAUACUUAUCAUCUGUAUUUCAAAUAUUUCACAAUUCUCAGGAAGGCUGAAGUUGAUUUAGUGAAGGAGAUAACUGAUUCCUUCCAGUCACUUGUGGAUACUGUUAAAAUAGCCAAGAAUUUGGAUAUGCUGGAUCAGAUUGUGAACACAGGCUUUCAGCUUAUUGAUUUUUUAACAGAAUAUGAACAUUUCUCUGAAGCUGAAUACAUUGCCCAUAUAUUACUGGAUUUCCUCAACUCAAAUCCCAAUAUUGAAACCUGGGUGGCCAAGUACAGAUGCUGCGUCAAGUUAAUGCACCUGAGGAACAGGAACUAUAACUUGACUGGUGCAGCAGACGCCUAUUUUUGUGCCAUCCAGAUGACCUGGACUAUUUCUCAGAUGUCUUUUGGACAGAACAUAGUGAAGGAGAGUGAGUUGUAUGGGGAAUUGAGUCACAUGCUGCUAGAACAGGGAGCAAUCACAUCAGCUUUUGGCUGGGCCAACAGAGCUCUUCUUGAGGUCCAGGACACCAACUGGGUACAGAUAAUACACACACUGUGUACAGCGACAAUGGCAUACACCAGCAGAUGGCAGGUCAAACGAGCUGAGAUGCUGGCUGUUCAUUGUGUCCAGCUUGCAAGACUGCAUUUUGGAAAGCAUCAUCCACUGUAUUUGAAAGCCCUGAUUCACUUCUGUCACUUCUCAAAUGAGUUUCUACAGGAUCAAGCUGGUGUUAAAAUAGCUUUUAAAGCUCUCGAGCUCUCACAGAAGAUAUACGGCCAUGAAACCCUGCAGCAGGCUCUGGCUCACCGAGCAGUCAGCAAGGCAUUGAUGGUGGUGCAGCAGUUCGACUCCAGCGAGCACUACCAACACGCCAUGGAAGCCAUUCGCAUUGCCAGGUCUCUGCUGCCACAAAGUCAUCCCAUGUUAGGCAUCUUCCUGCACACAUUCUCGUUGUCCUUACAGUGGAAGGCGGUUCACGACCUGACCGAGGUCCAGGACACGACCCUGAGUUGGUCGGAAGCCGAGGCGAAGCUGGCACUGAGUAUUGUCACAGAGCACUACGGGCCGGUCAGUCUGCGGGCUGCUCAGCUGUAUGCACUGCUCGGACAGAUAUACGCGAAGAUGGAAAAACUGGGAGCAGCUGAAGAAAACAUGUUGAAAAGUAUUGAAUACAUGAAGCUGUGUCAGCCAGCCAAUAGCAACUAUGUGUUGUUGUCCAUGGCAACACUUGGCACCUUCUACACAAGUCAGAAAAAACCCAAGCAGGCCAUUUCCCUUUUGACACAUGUUGUUAACACAGUUGAAUCAACCGGUUUUUAUCUGAAGUGGGUGCAUAUAUGCUAUGACAAUCUCAUCUCACUUCUACAAACUGUGAAUGAUAAUGAUGAGAUGGACAAGAUAUCCGUUCAGCUGUCAAAGUGGUUGUCGGAGAACCCAAAACAUGACACCGAGGUAACACUCGACACACUGGAUGAUCAACCAAUCAACUACAACAAGUUUAUUAGCAUCCUCGACAGGUGGGUCACCGGAGUCCGGAAAGCUUUGCAGCAUGCUGAUGAACAGAAAGAAGACCAGUAACUCUAGUUAUGCUAGGUUGAGACUGUCAACUGUCACGAUAAAGUUGGCCAACUCGACGGUUGCAUUGUAAUUUCCCCCCAACUCCUGACGUACGACUGGUACACUCAGAUUAAUAACUAAUGAGUUAUACAACAAGUUAUAAGAGCACCGAAACUAGUAACUGGACAGUCAUAGAAGUAGCAAGAACAGAAAGUUGGCAAACUUUGUGCUGGCAGUUGGUAGUCUGGGUCUAGCACUAUAGUAUCAGAUAUCUGGUGACAAUGAACAAAAACAAGACCAGUAACUCCGACACAUGGGGUAUAUUCAGAAAGGCAAACACUUGCAUAUUGAAUAAAUGAGCAUUCUCCCUUCUGAACAUUACUAGUGGUGAUGAAUAGAAACAAGACCAGUAACUCUAGUUCUGAUGUGAGACACCUGGUGAUCGAGCUCCAUGGUAAUGGAUAGAAGCGAGUUUAGUACUUCUAGAUUUACUACCAUGGCUCACUCUUAUAAAACAAUAGAAACAAGACCUCAACAGAG